This is a messenger RNA of Penicillium alfredii, 1179 nucleotides long. RefSeq lists its product as uncharacterized. Bases 1 to 1179 code for a protein of 392 amino acids. Lineage: Eukaryota; Fungi; Ascomycota; Eurotiomycetes; Eurotiales; Aspergillaceae. The transcript has 6 exons. The record is from RefSeq and is a predicted model, not a curated record.
AUGGCAGCCGACGACUUGACUAUUGAGACCUUCACCGAAUAUGGAAUUGGCAUGGUUUUCUUGAUCGUGCGGCUGUUUGCCCGCCUGCACUUGGGAGGUUUGCGCGGACUGCGGCUGGAUGAUGCCUUCGCUGUGGCGGCCAUGAUCUUUUGGACCAUGCAGACAGCCAUCAUCUACCUUCUACAGAUGUACGGCAACAAUAUCGGUCUCACCACCCAGACGGCCAUGCUGGUUCCGGCCAGCAAGAUGCCUGCCAUGAUCCUGGGCUCAAAAUUGGCCUUCAUGAACUGGAUCUGGUACAUGUGUUAUAUCUGGUGUCUGAAGGGUGUGUUGCUCUGUCUAUACUACAAGCUCACGCAAGGAACGUGGCACCGGAAUCUCGUCUGGGGAGCAACGGCAUUCUGUCUACUGACUUGGCUGCUGUGUCUGUUGACACACAUUUGCAUUUGCACGCCCGUCCACAGGAACUGGCAGAUUAAACCCUAUCCAGGAGACAAUUGUACUCUACGAGGGCCGCUAUAUAUCGUGAUUGCAGUAUUCAACGUGCUAUCAGACCUUGUCAUCCUGAUCAUCCCAAUCCCCAUCCUCGCAAAACUGCAAGUCCCACUCCAACGCAAGAUCAUCCUCGUAGUGAUGUUCUCAUCAGGAGUCUUCAUCAUGAUCUGCACAAUCCUGCGCGCCUACUACUCGCUGGGCGACAUCACCAACCUCCCAAUCGCACUGGGCUGGGCAAACCGCGAAUGCUUCGUCGCAGCAAUCGUCGUCUCACUACCAGGAAUCAAACCCCUAUUCCGCAACACGCGCUGGCUGGGCUCGUCAAACCGCAAGAACAGCAAGAGCCCCUACAACAGCUCGGGCUACAACAACUUCGGGUCCAAGGUGUCCGGCAAGACCAAGACGUUUAUCUCGUCGCGUCGCCGCAGUGCCAGCAAUGGCCGCCAUUUUGAGUUGGAUAGUGUCCUUCCGCGCACGGAGAAGGGCAGUCGCAUCUCGACGGGCGAUAGCGAGGAGUAUAUUCUUGAGAGUGCUAAGGGGGGUAGUUCCUCUGCCUCUGCGGCUCCCAGACUCCAUUGUGAGAGUGAGCACCGGGAUCCACUUGCUAUUCAAGUUACCACGGAGUAUGCCUUGCAGACGGAGUAUGGGGCACCUGGUCGUCCUCGGCCAUCUCCGGGUGUUUAG